GAUGUUGUCUUUGUUAGCCUGCUGUUGUCCACUAGCCGGAUUUUGCUAAGGUUUGUAGACUUGGACGCGUUAGCAGUAAAAGUAGCCCAGGUUUUCUGUGGUUCUGGUAAUAAUUUGUAAACAGGACCAGGAUAAAGGACUGGGGUUCUGGAACCAGUAAGUGGGUUUGGACCGAACCGGUCUCAGGCAGGGUUUCUCCAGUUAACCAGCCAGGAAACAUUCCUCCAUUUUUCUUCAUUUCCCUGAGUUUGUGUCGGUGGUUCUUCAUUUUUACACUUUGGAAGAGUUUUUGGAGGUUUUAUGGAUCCUGUGUGAUGGGAUGAUGAGGGGACUGUGUGGUGGAGGAGCAGAGAGGGACCACAGCCCUGGAGGCUGAGGACCUUCGUCUUCGUCCCAUCAGGAUGAAGAUCUCUUCAGUGGGUUUCAGCAAGUCCUGCUUUGUGUUCUUCCUGGGAUUCUGCUCCCUGCUCCUCCUGCUCAUCCCAGCUUUCCAGCCUCCGGCCCAGCUCCUGGACCUGCCUCAGCCCCGACCCCAGGUCAGACCUGCCCCAGUGAAGCAGGCGCACCAUGCUGAGGACCCAGAACCUGUUGGUGCUGGUGGUGCAGCUUCAGACUCUGGGCUCAAAGAAACUCAUAGAAAACAUAUUAAAACCAAAGACACGAGGCGAGACCCCAGUCCCCACAGGGAUGAAGACUUAAAAAGUUCUGAGACACUUGGUGGGUCAAGUUCACAGUCCAGGCCUCCAGACCAGUUAACACUGAAGGACAUUUUUAUUGCAGUGAAGACCACCAAGAAGUACCACAAGUCCAGACUGGAGCUGCUGAUCCAAACUUGGGUGUCCCGAGCUGAAGAGCAGACGUAUAUAUUCACUGAUGCUGAGGACAAAGAGCUGCUCCUGAGGACAGGAGCUCACAUCAUCAACACAAACUGCUCAGCUGCUCACAACCGACAGGCUUUGUGCUGCAAGAUGUCUGUGGAGUACGACAAAUUCAUUGAGUCCCAGAAGAAGUGGUUCUGCCAUGUGGAUGAUGACAACUAUGUGAUCCUGCCCAGCCUGUUGGACCUACUGUCAUCCUAUCACCACAGCCAGGACAUCUACCUGGGCCGGCCCAGUCUGAAUCACCCCAUCGAGGCUGCAGAGCGGGUCAAGAGUGACGGAUCAGUUUCUGUCAAGUUCUGGUUUGCCACAGGAGGAGCAGGUUUCUGUAUUAGCCGAGGUCUGGCUCUGAAAAUGAGUCCUUGGGCCAGUUUGGGUAACUUCAUCAGCACGGCAGAAAAGAUCCGGCUCCCAGACGACUGCACCAUCGGGUACAUCAUCGAGGCCCUGCUGGAGGUCAGGUUAACUCACUCAGACCUGUUCCACUCUCACCUGGAGAGCCUGCACAAGUUACCUGCUGACUCACUGCUCAAUCAGGUGACACUCAGUUAUGGAGGCUUUGAGAACAGAGGGAACGUGGUCAACAUUGUUAGGAGCUUUUCACUGGCUGAAGACCCCACAAGGUUUAAGAGCGUCCACUGCCAUCUGUAUCCAGACACUGAGUGGUGUCCAGAACCUGAGCCGGGACACAGAACCUGACUGAUCUGUGAGUGUCCUGCAGCACAGAGGCAGCUUCCCUCUGAACAGCUCACCUUCAGCUCUGGAAGCAAACGUAAAAUAUACCAAAAAUCAACGUUGAGUUCAGAAGAACAACCUGGUGGCUGAACAGAGAUUGAAGCUAAACGUCACAGUUCAUCCCACUGCUGCAGGUGCAACAAGUCUACGUUUUAACGUCUGUACUUGUCAUUUACCCAUAAUGCCUUGAGAGGAGAUGAGCUGACAACAUGUGAGUAACAAAGAACUAAUCUGAAUCACACCAUCACAAAGGUCAUUAAAGUUAUGUUUAGGGUUUUUAACUGGAGUGCUGUGGUAAAUUACAACUAACAAUAUCUUACCUGUUGUAGAUGGCUCCAUGACAAGUUCAGUUUGGAGAAAUCUUUUAAUUUUAACUGGACUGAUGGGCUAAUGGCCAGUCAGAGGUGGGCUGCUGUCAUCUUAAAGGUUCAUUCUCUAAAAUAUCACUUCAUAUUAAAAUCUGUUUGAUUUACAGGAUAUGGUGAUAUAAGUGUCAGCGGCAGCAGGACAAAGUGAAAUAAUAGGAACAAAUAAGCUACAGAAAGCAUUGCUGUGUGAUUUAUUUUCAUUAUUAUUGUGUAAAUUAAUAUUGUGGCUUUGCAGUUACUUUAUUUAAUGACGUGUUCAACGUGAACUGAAAUGACUGGUGGGUUUCCUCAUCAGUCCCAGCAACCAUUACAACAUGAUGGUUUAAUGUGCAGCUCAGUGAGGAGGAGAAAACAGGAACUGUUCACUGUGGAGGGAAACCUCUGAGUCAGAAAUAAACUUCAAAACAACAUUAAAUUCAGUCAUCUCACUAAGUCAAGGUUUGAUUUAAGCUCUGGUGAUGAUAAAAAA
Messenger RNA from Austrofundulus limnaeus, 2450 nucleotides. RefSeq names its product RFNG O-fucosylpeptide 3-beta-N-acetylglucosaminyltransferase (gene rfng). Bases 402 to 1577 code for a protein of 391 amino acids. Gene Ontology annotation, biological process: pattern specification process. The transcript is spliced from 9 exons. Gene Ontology annotation, cellular component: Golgi membrane. Lineage: Eukaryota; Metazoa; Chordata; Actinopteri; Cyprinodontiformes; Rivulidae. The record is from RefSeq and is a predicted model, not a curated record. Gene Ontology annotation, molecular function: O-fucosylpeptide 3-beta-N-acetylglucosaminyltransferase activity.